CCCAUGGUCCAGUGCCCACCGGCCCCCGCCUGCCCCAGCAUCCUCUGCGCGGAGAAGCUGCGUGCCUGGGGAGUUGGGCCACCAUGCCACCGCCUCUCCUCAUCUUCCUCCUCUUCCUCACCCCCUGGGAAGUUAGGCCCCGGGAGCCUUGGCUGGUUAAGGUGACGGAGGGAGAAGAUGCCCAUCUGCCGUGCCUCACAGACCCCCCUGACAAUCUCCUGGAGUCGCUGGCCUGGUAUCAGGGGGCCCAGUCAGAGCCCUUCUUAGUGUUGAGCCAUCGGGUCCCAGGCCUGGGCCUCCAGAAGGGGCCCCAGGGUGUCUGGCUGUCCCUCUUCAACAUCAGCGAGCAGAUGGGGGGCUUCUACCUGUGCCACCUAGGGCCCCAGUCCUCACAGCUUCAAAGUCAGUCUGGCUGGACCGUCAGCGUGAAUGGCAGUGGAGAGCUGUUUCGGUGGAAUGCUUCAGACCUGGGUGGCUCAGGCUGUGACAUAGGGAACAGGUCUGUGCAGGACCCCAGGGGGCCCCCUGCUUACCCCCCAGCCUCCCGGAUCUAUGUGUGGAAGAAAAAUUACCCUGAGAUCUGGGAGCCAGAACCUCUAUGCGCCACACCGAGAGCUCAGUCAAACCGGAGCCUCAGCCAAGACCUCACCGUGGCUCCUGGCUCCACGGUCCAGCUGCCCUGCGGGGUGCCCCCGGGCUCCACGACCAGUGGUCCUAUCUCCUGGACCCGUGUGCACCCCAAGACUCGGAGUGUCUUACUGCUGAGCCUAAACCAAUUCGGUGAUGACCCUGCCACAGAGAAGUGGGCCCUGGGCAUCCUUAAGGGAGGAACCAUCCUGCUGCUGCCCCGGGUCACAGCAAAGAGUGCUGGCCUCUAUCACUGUCGCCUAGGCAACCGGACCCUCAGGAUGGAGCUGCAGGUCACUGCCCAGUCAGGUCCUGCUGUGUGUCCGGAGCAAAGGGCACUAGAUUAG
Messenger RNA from Erinaceus europaeus (western European hedgehog), 974 nucleotides. RefSeq names its product CD19 molecule (gene CD19). Lineage: Eukaryota; Metazoa; Chordata; Mammalia; Eulipotyphla; Erinaceidae. Gene Ontology annotation, cellular component: external side of plasma membrane. Gene Ontology annotation, biological process: regulation of B cell activation; B cell proliferation involved in immune response; B cell receptor signaling pathway. The record is from RefSeq and is a predicted model, not a curated record. The transcript has 5 exons. The coding region runs from base 84 to 974 and encodes 296 amino acids.